Messenger RNA from Labeo rohita (rohu), 4303 nucleotides. RefSeq names its product leucine-rich repeats and calponin homology (CH) domain containing 4 (gene lrch4). NCBI's taxonomy places the organism in Eukaryota, Metazoa, Chordata, Actinopteri, Cypriniformes, Cyprinidae. Gene Ontology annotation, molecular function: protein binding. The transcript has 18 exons. The record is from RefSeq and is a predicted model, not a curated record. Bases 220 to 2352 code for a protein of 710 amino acids.
CCGUAAGCUCCGCCCCUUCUGUUCUAGGCACCCUGCAGCACAAGGACUGUCAACUCACCGCGCAACUUUGCUCAAUCACUGGAUUUUACAUCACUUUUGGAGUACAAAAACUUACUUUUCGGGGGUGUAACGUUACUGCAACAGCCUGGGAUGAGAUGGAGCUUUAGGAGGGCUGAUUGUCGUUGUAAAGAGUAAGAUUUGGGUCAUAUUUAGUGUUUGAUGGCUGCUGGGGAUGGAGCCCAGCUGCCGGCGACCGUAGCGGCCAGCAGGAGCGUGGAGAAGGCGCUGGAAGAGGCUGCGUCCAGCGGAGCGCUCAUCCUCUCCAACCGUAAACUAAAAGAGUUCCCCCGCACCGCCAAGAACUAUGACCUGUCCGACAUUACACACGCAGACUUGUCAAAGAACCGGCUCUGUGAGGUGCCAGAGGAGGUGUGUCAGUUUGUCUCUCUGGAGACGCUCAGCCUGUACCACAACUGUGUGCGAUCCCUCACGCCCAGCCUGUGCCAGCUGCAAGCCCUCACCUACCUCAACCUCAGUCGUAACCAGCUGUCCAGUCUACCACCGUCAGUAUGCCAGCUCCCUCUCCUGCGGGUGCUCAUCGUCAGCAACAACAAGUUAUCAGUUUUACCAUCCUCCAUACACACACUCAUACACCUGCGACAACUGGAUGUGAGCUGUAAUGAGCUGCAGUCACUUCCUGUUGAGCUCGGCCAGUUAGAAUGUUUAAGGGAUUUAAAUCUAAGAAGAAACCAGCUCACAACUUUACCAGAAGAAUUGUCAGAGUUGCCCCUUGUCCGUUUGGAUGUGUCGUGCAACCGCAUAUCCCAGGUGCCUGUGUGCUACCGUCAUCUCCGUCAUCUCCAAAACAUCAUCCUUGACAACAACCCCCUCCAAAUGCCCCCCGCCCAGAUCUGCUCCAAAGGAAAGUUCCACAUCUUUAAAUAUCUGAACAUGGAGGCCUGCAAAAGGACUCAGGACCAGUUUGAGAAAGCUCUGCGGCCCACCGCCUUCAACAGCUGUCUGGAUCAGGACCUGUUCCCCGGUCAAUAUGGUGGCUUGGAUUCUGGCUUUAACAGUGUGGACAGUGGUAGCAAAAGAUGGUCAGGAAAUGAGUCUGCUGAUGAUUUCUCAGAACGGUCGCUGCGGUUGACGGACAUUUGCCGUGAGCACACAAAUUUUCAGGAGGAAGAGGAGAGAAAUACAUUGCUAGAUACACCCAAAGUGAAUGGAGACCUGGAGCAAGUGGAUUUUAUAGACAACAGUGUAACGGAGGAAGAAGAGGAGAGGUGUCACCCACGGCUUACAGAGCCCCAACAGGAAAAGAGUGAAAGUAGCAGCAGCACACCCUCCCAGAGCCCUGAAUCUACAGGCAGCAGGAUAUUUGUAAUUGGAGAUGGUUCAGACUCCGGCUCACCAUCCAGCCCUACUUUAGAGGAGAGAAGGAGACCUGGAAACCUGCUCAUCUGGCAGGAGAGAGAGAGAGCCCAACAGCAGAGAGACCGAGCUAGCACUUUGCAGAAGAUAACUGUAAAAACAGGAAGUAACUUGGCGGCGACGACGACGACGACAAAGCACGGAGGAACAGGAAGCGUUUCAGGUGGUGAUUCUGACAGCAACUCUCCACCCAAUGGCCCGAAACAGAGAUGUGCAAGUGUAGAUCAGGCUUCUCCAUCCUCUCAAACUGGGUCUUUACAGCGCUCCAUCAGUCGCACAGAUGCAUCCUCUGUGAAGCCCUGUUCUCCUACAGGUUCUGCUCCCAAACCUAACAGCUUCUUAUUCCGCACAUCCUCACGCUGCAACGUCAGAACCGGAUCAGGAACAAGUUUGGCGGAGUCUGGCCGCAGUGAAUCCCGUUCCACACUCAGAUCCCCACGCGAGGAGAGAACAGACGUCUUGCAACUGCGUAAAACUCUGGAGGCGCGUCUGAAGAUCUCUCUGCCUGAGGAUCUGGGAGAGGCAUUGUCCAAUGGCACACUGCUCUGCCAGUUGGCCAAUCACGUGCGACCUCGUUCUGUGUCAAUCAUCCACAUCCCCUCACCGGCAGUGCCAAAGCUGAGUGCUGCCAAGUGCCGCCUCAAUGUUGAAAACUUCAUUGCUGCGUGUCGAAGACUGGGAGUCCCUGAGAUGGAGUUGUGUUUAGCGUCUGAUAUCCUGUGCAGUAAGCUACCUGCAGUGCACCGCUGUGUGACGGCGCUCCUGGCAAUAGGAGGAGGAGAGGAGGAGGUGAACGAGGACAACAGCGGCACCUCUCCCUCUGUCUCUCCUUCCUCGCCUUUUUCCACCGGCUUCCUGCUCUUCUACUCUCUCCUCAUGGCUUUGCUCUAUCUCUUAUACUGCCACCUUACAGCAUAGUGUGAGCGAGUAUGUGUAUAAAUGUAAUGGAUUUUAAAGUCCAUCAUCUCUGUACUGUGUACACUGUCACACACACCGUUGAUGCCAUCUGAGAUAUAAAUAUCAGAGCAAAUUCCUUACCCAUAAUGCCUUUCAGCUUACACGUUAUCCAUACAAAUAUCUUAAAAGGUUUGGAAACAAAAAAUGAGGGUAGUUGUAGGUCUAAAUAGUGAAAUAUUCAAAUAUAUUGCAGAUUAUCAAAAAUCCACAUCUUUGCUAUGCCAGAAAUGCUCAUGAAUAGCUCAUCGAUAGCCACAUAUUCGUUUUUUAUUAAGAGGAUGUGGAAUUUAUCUGUACAUAGACAUGAUUUCCACUAAUGAAGGGCUUUUCCACCUGAUUGCCUUAGCAUCGCUGUUGAUCCCAGGAUAGUUUAUACACCCUCUAGCGGUCUUUGUAAAGGAUCUUGUUAUCGUAAGAGUUUUUAAAGCACUGACACAAAUUCCCCACCCCUUGUUUUUCUCUUGAAGGGCUUUAAAAUGGCUUGUAUUUGCUCAUCGAAGUGCCUGUUCCUUCUGUUCAGUGCAAAUUAGUUGUAGCAUCUGGUAAACAAUCUGUUUAGCAGUGGCUAACAGUGUGGUGAUGGUACUUCUCAGCUGAAUUUGGUUUAAUUCACAAGUUGUAGAAAUCUGUUAGGGUCAGGGCUGAGUGGACUAUUUCACUUUCCUUUCUUGUUUUGUUGACUGUGACCAUCAGAGGGCAGAGCUGUUACUAAACUGCUCCUUCAACACUUUUUGACGGUACUAAUAUGAUUCGAAGCUGUGUUAACUUGUUACUUUUUUUGGAAUGUUCGUUUUGGUUUUCUUGAGAGCAUCUUAAUAUAAUUCUUAUAUGCAAAGAGUUCAAGAUUAAGUUAUUGUUUCAGUUUAUUUAUGUUUUCUAUGUUCUGCUGAAGCUGCAUUUGGUGAGCACAUUACGUAAAUUUGACUAAUUAAAUUGAACAGACUGAUUGAGAAACACAAAUUUGAUUAAGCUGGACAAAAUUUGUGGACAGUAAUUGUGUUUUUUUUUUUAAAUAUGCAUGUGUGUUACUGCUUAUGGAUGCACAAUGUGGAUAAGCAGACAUUUGCAAAUUACAAAUUACACCAUUUUUCCUAAUUAAAGAUGAAAUGGUUGUGAGCCGUGCUGCUCCACAGCCGCCUUCAUCUGCCGUUUCCUGAUUCUAAAUGUGGCCGUAGUGGUUUUUGUAGUCCUGUAAUGUGCCAUGAGCACCCAUCUUCCCCGGUGCUGUAUGCUGAUGUUGCUUUUGUAUUCCGUGCCUACUUAAUGUGAUUUAGGAGCUUUGCCGACAGUUUACUAACGAGCAGCCUCUCAUCUGGAGAGAACGAUAAGAGGAGAGAGAGAGAGGGUGAGACAGCGAGAGAGAGAGAGACUUGGAAACAAGGUUAACGUUAGGUGAAGGGAUGUGCUAACUAGUUACUAACGCGUCAUCCCUCACCCUACGAUGUCUUAAACAUAUUUUAAGGGAGUUUGUUCAAAUGUAAGUUGAUGAGGUUUUAUAAUAUUGUACGUUGUUGUCAAUGCUAAAGCUAAUCAUAACAGACAUUUGAUUUAAAAUGUCCAACUCAGACUUCACAUUUAGCAUAGAUGGACUUUCUCAUAGUUGCUCGAGAGGCUUCAGCCAUAUGAAAUAAGGAUUGUGAUGUGCUACAGUUCAUGUUAAAGGCUUUUACAGAGGAUGAGUGCUAAUUCUACGUCUUUCUCGUACAUACGCUAGACUCCGUUUAGAAGGCACUACAGUAGAUCUACAUGAAUGUUUCCGUCCAAAUGUUACCUAGUGGAAACUGUUGCAACACAUGAAAUGUAUUUUGUAAUAUUUAUAAAAUACUGUGUAUUUAAGAAGUUAAUAAGUCUAUAUUGAUAUAAAGAUUUUUUUUUUGUCUGUAAAGAAAUUAUUAAAAAACUGAAACACUGA